AUGGAAACAGCUUGGAGCAGACUCGAAGAUGGCAGUCCGUCGAAUGAAGAAUCCAACGAGAUGACCCAGAUGAGCAAUGGGGGACCCCAGCCAGUCGUGUUAUUCGAUAGAUUCUUCCAUGCCUUGAGAUCCAUUGGGCUUUUGUUAUUGCCAAGCCCCAUUGCUGUCUACUGCGGCAUUGUUCGAGAAGAGUAUGGCUACUUGGGCACCACGAAAUAUCUAACUGGCCUUCGAGGAGCCGCGAGCCUCGCUGUUUUCGCAGAGCACUUUCUGAUGCGGUUUCACCCUCACAUGCUCGAUGAGUAUGGAAGCCAUCCCCGUGUUUACCAGCUCCCGGGGAUUCGGCUUCUAUAUUCUGGAAGUGUUAUGGUGUCUAUCUUCUUCUUCAUCUCUGGAUUCUCACUCUCGAUUCAACCGCUGAAAGCUAUAUACAGCAAAGACUGGGAACAUCUCCACCAUGUAAUAUUCUCGGCAAGUCUCAGACGAGCUGUUCGAUUAAUUCUUCCUCCGGCCAUAAUAACCUUUGUGGUCAUGAUUGGAGUGCGAUUCGGCCUGUAUCAAGCCCACUAUGAUGGUCCAGUUGAUAUGGACCUUACAGGUCCCGCCAGACUCCCAACUUUUGCUCUCCAGUUUCUCGACUGGAUGGAAUACGUCCUGGGUCGAUUGAUCUAUCCAGACACUUGGCUCCGUCCUCUUCCGAACGUGACCGAGUCCGACUAUGCCGUCCCGCUGUAUACCAUCCCCCAAGAACUAUGGUCGUCAUUUAUACUUUUCAUGGUCAUCAUUGCGUUGAGCAAAGUCAAGCCAGCUUUUCGGCUGACCACAGUUUUCUUUUUGAUCGUGUUUUCUGCCUGGUCCAUGCGCAAAGAGAUAUCAUGUUUUCUUGGCGGAAUGAUUUUGGCCGAGCUUCACCUGCGUCUCGAAAUCAACACAGGCCCUAAACCUCUGGGUUCGACCUCGAAAGUCAGAAAUUAUCUUCCUUUGUGCCUCUGGACAUUUGUCCUGGGCCUCGGUGUGUGGCUGGGCUCAAUUCCUCAUGCACGCGGCGCAUAUGGCUCCUCUAGCCUUGGUUACUGUACCAUUUCCAAAUUAAUCCCAUGGAACUCCAAUGUAUAUACCGUCGGGGCUGGCCUAAUGGUCCUAGCCAUUGAUCGGCUCCCAUUUCUUCGGGCGCUCUUCUCCUGCCCACCUGCUCAAUACCUAGGGCAAAUCUCAUUUGCACUUUAUAUAGUUCAUUGGCCAAUUCUCGCCUCGUGGGGUUGGGCGGUGGUACCCUUUAUGUGGAAAGUCACCGGAAACGACACGGCCGUCCGUUAUGAGGCAGGAUUUGCGCUUGCGGUUUUUUGCGUGACACCAGUGGUCCUGUGGGCGGCCGACUUUAUGGGGAGACCGAAGAAGAAGCUUUGGAGCCGAAGAGUCAAGCAGGUUGGGGAGAAGAGUAAUGGCCAUGCGACAGCGCCAACAGAGCCCGAGUUGGGCAACAUUCAAGCUGGCACUGAAGACGUAUUCCCACAGCGCUCGCCAGAGAAAACGCCAGAGCGUGAGUGGGACGAUGAAACUAUCUUGGUCAGCAAUGUGUUGCCAUCGCCCGCUUUGUCGCCUCCUUGUCGAGAGAAUCAGCAACAGCAGGCCGAUUCCCCUGUACAUGAAUCUCCUCAGAAACAGCAACAGCUAUCUUCAGUCGUAGAAGAGUUGCAAGAUAAAACCCAAUCUCUUCGACAGAACACUGUGCCGAUUGAGGAAGACAACGUGGUCACUAGUCACAUUAUACCACGCGGUUUCGAAUCAGACUCAGGGAAUCGCGGUACGAAAGAGACAGCUCUCGAUUCGGCGGACGACUUGAUCUCCCAAGAAGUUCUAGACACGGACUUCUCGGCAUGGUCUCCAAUCGUCUUUGAGUCUGAAAGUAACAAUUUCUUUUCAUCGCACGAAAAGAGCAUCGCAAUUGGAACUCCUAGUAGCAAUAGGCAGUCCGAAAUGCCGCUGCCGUCAACAUCGUCGUCAAAAUCGUCGUCAUCAUCACCAUCGAACCAUAGACAAGAGCGUGUGGCAAUAUCCAAGGCCACGGAAGCUUGGACUUGA
Messenger RNA from Xylona heveae TC161, 2082 nucleotides. RefSeq lists its product as hypothetical. Gene Ontology annotation, biological process: polysaccharide biosynthetic process. Gene Ontology annotation, cellular component: membrane. NCBI's taxonomy places the organism in Eukaryota, Fungi, Ascomycota, Xylonomycetes, Xylonales, Xylonaceae. The record is from RefSeq and is a predicted model, not a curated record. Gene Ontology annotation, molecular function: acyltransferase activity, transferring groups other than amino-acyl groups. Bases 1 to 2082 code for a protein of 693 amino acids. The transcript has 8 exons.